CGCGGAGCCUCCUGCCGAGGGCGGGACGCGGCCGAGGGUGCACGGAGCAUGGGGCGCGCCUGGCUCGCCUUCGCCGCCGCCGGCCUGAUGGCGCUGGCGGGCCUCCUCGCGGGUAGGUGGGGGCGAGGGGAAUUGGGGGGUGGGAUGGAGACGCCAACACACACACACACACACCCAUCCCCAGAUUCCACCCUUUUUCUCUACCUGGAUAUUUUCUGGAUUGCAAAUAUUUGGGGGUCUAUUUUUGGGUGGGGGGUGGAAUUUGCAACGGGGGAACCGCCCCCCCCAACCCAGACAGUCUCGUCUCUCCCCCACCCCCCGACCACUCCCCUCGCGCAAAAAAUAAGGAGGGCGCAUUAUUACUAUUUUUUGGCAAUGGUUAAGGAAACUGGGGGAGCCUUUUCAAGAAGUGGGGUGGGGGACGGUUAGGGCUGGGGGGUGCAAAAUGGCCACAUUGGGGUGGGAAGAGAAGACCCUUCCCCCCCAAAAAAUGAUUCCCACCCCUCCUUUUUCUCCUCUCCCUCCCCCACCCCUCAUUUUGUAGGAUGCUUUCGGGGAUGUCUGUUGAGUGAUUUGGUGGCGGCGUUAGUUGUAAUGCAAGACACGUGUUACAAAAUCCACACACUCUCCUCGCCCUGCUUCCCCUCCCCUGCAAAUGUAUUUUGGGGUGUGUGUGUCCGUAUCCCCCCCCCCCAAAAAAGGAGGCUGUGGCAAAUGGAGAGCUGGAGGGCAGGGGGAGGGGCGGGCGGCGGCAGCGGCGGGAGAUCGCAGCGAAAUGCGGAAUCGCACCGGAUCACGUCCUAGUGAUUCCGUUGUGGGCGAGUCAGGGGUGGUGGUGCAACAUCGAAGACCCCCUGUGCCUUUCUUGGCUGCACCCCCUCUCAAAAAAAAAAAUCUGUCGAAGAUCGAAUGAAUGCAAAAAGAGAGUCCAUUUAUUUCUUUAAAAAUGCGGGUCUUGUUUGAUGGUGGAAGAGAUCUAUCUGUAUAGUCCCCCGGUGACCGUGUCCUGUCGUAAAUAAACCCCAGACGCUUGGAAGGGAGUGAGAAUUAUCCUGCCUGCUGCUGCUGCCUGGUUCAGAUGUGUAAAUCUAUGGAUUUUCAGGUCAGAAGGCCACAAAAACCAGUGACUCAGUCAGACCUUCCUUCCAGAGGGGGGGAAUGCAAAAUGAUUUUUCCCCCCUGCAAGACUCUCAGCUGCCUGGCAGGAUCGGACCAGGAGGUUCCACCUGUUCUAGGAUCUGGUGAUGACCAGUCAGACAGGUGCUGACUUGAGGUGUGUGCGUCUGUGUGUAGGCAUGGAGGUGAUGUCCACCCUUUUGGGAUCUCUCCAUCCCUCUUCUCCAGCUGGUUUUGCCUGCAGUCCUCUUCUUCAGUCACACCCCCAGUCCUGGAUGCUCAAAAACCAAACAGACACCCUCCUCCUUGUAUUUAUUUUCCCCCUGGUUUGAGGAGGGGUGUUUCCUACCUCUAGAACCACUUAUUUCUGUUUUGCAUUGGCUUCUUUUCCAUUCCGCCCUCCUUUUUCUGUUCGCUUUUGUCUUAAGCCUCGGAAAAAAACCCUGAGAUCUUUCUCAGGGAAGCCAAAAUUAGAACACUGGGUGGGUGGGGGGUCUUGUCAGAGGGAGCCCACCCUUUGCCCAUGGAAUGGAAGGAAGGAUUUCUCCCGAAGGUUGAUCAGGCUGCCUUCCUUCCUUCCUUCCUUGCGGGGAGAGGUCCACCGAUUUGGUAAAUAAACCCCGAGGCGACUGUUAGCGCCAAAGAUAUUUCCCAUAUUUACACCCCUCUCCUCGCUACAACCAGCCAGCUUCUUCUCUCCCCCCCCCCCACCUUCCAAGUGAUUAAUUCUGCUCUACUACACUGGGAAAGAGGGGGAAGGAGAAAAGCUGAAUCAGGCAGCCAGAAUGUGUGGGAAUGAGCCGCGAGCCGAGACCGCUGCUAUUUUUGACACCGCGGCAAGGAAGAAUACGUAUAUAUAUAAUAGGGAAAGUACCAUUCGGUGCACUGGAAUUGUCCGUAGGAGGUUCUGGGGUUUGGAAAAGCAGAGAAGCUGAAUGUUGGAAGAUUCAGGGCGGAUAGAAUAAAGUCCUUCUUCAUGCAGCGCUGAGUUGAUCUGUGGAACUCCCUUCCACAAGAGGCAAUGGUGGCCAAUCUAGGUGACUUUGAGAUAGGACUGGGCAGAUUCAUGGAGGUUAAAGCCAUCGAGGGCUAACAGCCCACAAUGGCUAUGCUCUCGCGCCCGGGUCGUGCUUGCGGGUUUUGCAUUGAGACAACUGCCCUGUUCUGCCCUGAUGCAGUUUAUAGCUCAGUUGUCAGAGCGUGAGGCUCUUAACCUCAGGGCCAUGGGUUCGAGCCUCACGUGGGGCAAAAUAUUCCUGCAUUGGACUAGAUGACACACGAGGUCCCUUCUGACUUUUCUAUGUAUCAGGUUAUGAGGACAGGAUGCUGCCUGGGCCUGAUCCUGCAGGGCUCUUUAUGGGUUCUUAUUUUGGGGAGGGAGCUUAGCAACGCCUCUGUGUGCACAGAAAGGAGCGCCUCUCCCUGCUUGUGUUCUUCUCCACUCACAAGCGCUUUUGCCUUUCUUGCCUGCAGCCUCUGAGCAACCUGCAAGAUCCCCCAACGCCACUGACGUCCGAGGAGCCCCCUGGCAAAGCAGGCCGGCCGCUGUGAGCAGAGCACCGCCUCCGAGGAAGGAGAAUCCCUCGCCACCGAGACCCAGCGCCUGGCGAGGAGGGAACGCCUCUACCGCCAAAGCCUCACAGGCAGCGGGAGCGAAGGAAUCUCAGCUCAAGCCACCUGCCGUUCUCCCAGGCGGCGAUGGAGGAGACGCCGUCGCUUCUGACAUCCCAGCUGCUGGCAGCCCCCCAGGGGCAAGUGUCACAGUGAGGUACAUUUCUGGAGAGAUGGAGGAGAAAAACGUGUCGGGCCUCUGUCUGGGCUGCCCCGGAGGGACUCUCAGCCAGCCUUUUUUGGGGGGACGCGACGGCAAGGGCCCCCUCGAAGCAUUGUCGGGCGGAACCGAAUUUGCCCAGCCGGCGCAGGGGCAGGAGGGGGCCUGGAAGUUACUUGACGGGAAGGACGGGGCAGCGGGGAGCCCCCACACCGCCCCAGAAAGCCAAGAGGAAGCCGGUAGCGGGGACCAGCCCGCCAAGGCCUCCCCGGAUCAAGGGGAGUUGGCAGAACGGACCACGACCCCCAAGUUUGCACCAGAGGCCAGCUCUCCCGCAGGCCUGGGCCACAGUUCGGCCGAGACGGACCUCCUCCUCAACACGUUUGGGGUGGCAGUGCUGGCGUCUCCCACGAGGGCCGACGUCCCGGCCCCCGAGGAGGGUGGGGCGGUCCCAGAGCAAGACUCCGCCCAAAAGGAGGAGCCUCUGGAGCUGUGGGUGGAGUCUUCCAGCAGCUCACCGGCCGAGGGCGCGGAAGGCCGCACUGACCGGAGCUGGCCGGGCGCCGAGACCUCGCGGACGGCUGUCACGCCUCCGGUCAAGGCCUCCCCGAAGCCGUCGCAGGACCCUUUGGCCUCCGAGAUCAUCGACAUCGAUUACUAUGACCUGUUUGACGGGGAGAGGCUAGGCGGUGCCGGCCUAGACUCCACCAAGCGGAAACCGGUGGACGACAAAGGGAUGUCGUGGUCCCUGCACGACCUCUACGAUGACUUCACGCCCUUCGACGAGUCUGAUUUUUACCCCACGACUUCCUUCUACACCGAUGGGGAUGAGGAAGACCUGGACGAGCCGGAGGAAGAGGAGGAGGAGGAAGAUGGCGGAGGAGGGCUGGCCAGGGAUCUGGAGGAUGAGAACGGCUUUCGGAUCCCCACGCCGGCUACACCCAAGAUCCACACCGCCGUCCAGGAAGCGGAGCCCACCAGCCGCCGCUACGUCGUCCCACCUCUGCAGACUUUUGUCAUCACGGGGGGUGGCGGCAGGGCCACCCCCAGACCCCGUCCGGCGGAAGUUGGCCGGGACCUCAGCCUGUUGGGCGUCGUGGAGAACGGCACCGAAUGCCGUAGUGGUUUUGUCCGGCACAACAACUCCUGCAAAUCCAUGUGUGACACGUUCCCCAGUUACUGCCAUAACGGGGGCCAGUGCUAUCUGGUGGAGAACCUGGGGGCCUUCUGCAGGUGAGGCGCUACCUGGAAGUGGGCGGGGCUUCCCUGGCAGGUGAGGUGGGAGUAGCAGAGGCAGCUGUGGCCGCGCUGGCCACCGUGCUGCAGGGGGCGCCACAACUGGGAUGUGGAAGGGAGCAUGAAAGGCAAGGGGGAAUUUUAGCGACACCCGGGGUGCCCCUGAAAUUUGAGUCUUCUUCCACUGGGAGUAGUAGCCUUAAAAGGUCUGGGAUGGGCCAGGCUGACCCUGGAUUUGAAGCAUAGAUUCAUCCUCCACCCAAAACUGCACUGGCUUCAGCUUGGUCUCCGCAUGUGACAGGGUGAGGGGUUCGAAUUCAGAGCUGGUCAGAGUGGAUGGAACCAGUUCAUAGUUCAAAUGGGUGAGUGCUGUUAACGGAACGCCCCCCCCUGUGUGAAAACACACAAAGCUCCCCUUCAAGUAAGAAGACCAGUGCAUCAGGCGCAACGGUUUUAGCCUAGACCGCUCCCUGUUGAGCUAGUUUUCUAACUGCAGGGAGUUUGGGCUUUCUUUAUUUAUUUCAUCAGAUUUGUAUGCUGCCUGGUUGUAAGAAAGCAAAAGCCUCAAGAAAGAUGAAGGGAUAAAAUUAUCCAUAAGGAAAAAUGGCCGCAAUAAUUGAAAGUAGCAAUGGACCAAAAACAGAUGGAAAUUUGCACCGCCUUUCUAAACAUCUGAGUGGACCUGUCUAAACUAGGAUGUUUCUAACAUGUGCGGAAAAGAGUCCAGCGAAGGUGCCGGAUAGUGAGUUCCAGACGACUUUGUUUAGAAUGCUCACGUUCCUUUUUAUGGCUCUAGCAACCUCUCUGGUUGUACCAGGAACCUCGAGGCUCCGUAUUUUGGAUGGCAACUGUGCCAGAGGGGCUAGUGGCCUGCUUUAUGGCCUCAUGAACCAAAUAACCAACGUGGUGAGAUUGAUGUGCAAGUCAUGUGCUGCCUUGCAAGGUUCCCAACUAGGAGAGCAUCGGGGGUGUAUUAGAGCAGGCUGGUAGGGGAGCCGAGGAGAAGGAUUGCCUCAGCCUUAAUUGCAGCAGAGGUCACACGCCUUGCACUUUUUCUCCAUAGGACUGAAUGGGAGGUAAUAAUGAUAAUAAUAAUAAUAAUAAUAAUAAUAAUAAUAAUUAUUAUUAUUAUUAUUAUUAUUAUUAUUUAUACCCCACCCUCCCCACCCAAAGCCGGGCUCAGGGCGGCUAACAAGCAAUAAUAAAAGCAAGUUGAAAGAAUGCAACUUAAAAAGAAGAUUAAAAUACAACAUUAAAAUAUUGAAACAUUAAAACACUAAAAUGCAGAAAGGAGAAAAGAAAGAGGGGGAGGGAAUCAAAUUGGCUCCAAGCCAAAGGCCAGGCGGAACAACUCUGCCUUACAGGCCCUGCAGAAAGAAAUCAGAUCCUGCAGGGCCCUGGUCUCAUGAGACAGAGCGUUCCACCAGGCCGGGGCCAUCACUGAAAAGGCCCUGGCUCUGGUUGAAGCCAAUCUAACUUCCUUAGGGCCCGGGACCUCUAGGGUGUUGCUCUUUAUGGACCUUGAGGCUCUCCGUGGGGCAGACCGGGAGAGGCGGCCCCGUAGGUACAAGGAUCCUAGGCCAUGAAGGGCUUUAAAGGUCAAAACCAGCACCUUAAAUCUGACCCUGUACUCCACCGGGAGCCAGUUACCCGCUUAAUGUGGAAGAAAAGGGGCGCAUCCCUCUUGGCAUGCGGGCUAAAUCUGGGAAAUCUCAUCUGGCACCCCCAAGUGGGAACACGCUCCUGUUUGCUGACCCCCAUAUCCUGAGUUAUCUGAGAAUUAUAGAGUGGGAAGGGAGCUCCAAAGGUCAUCUGUUCCAACCCCUUGCAAUGCAGUAAUGUGGGGUUUGGGGUCACACUGGACUGUGAUGGAGCUUUAGGGAAUGGUCUCAUCGACCUGAAGGAAUGGGGCACCUGUGGCCCUCCAGACGUUAUUGGACUACACCGCCCAUCAUCCUGACUGCAGUUUGCCCAUCAGCGACAGAUACAGACAGUACAGUGGUACUCCGGUUGCGGACGGGAUCCAAUCCGGAGCUCUGGUCUGAUCCCGAGGUUUCCACAACAAGAGGCGCAUACACGAGCGGCGAAACCCAGAAAAAUACUUCCGGGUUUGCUGCUUUUGCUACCCGAAGUUUAGUAACGUAAGCCAAGGUUCUACUGUACAGUGGUACCUCGGGUUACAUACGCUUCAGGUUACAGACUCCGCUAACCCAGAAAUAGUACCUCAGGUUAAGAACUUUGCUUCAGGAUGAGAACAGAAAUCGUGCUCUGGCGGCGCGGCAGCAGCAGGAGGCCCCAUUAGCUAAAGUGGUGCUUCAGGUUAAGAACAGACCUCCAGAACAAAUUAAGUACUUAACCCGAGGUACCACUGUAUUUUCAAGAACUGCAACGAAGUGUUGCAGCGCGGAUUUCUCCCAUCAACCACAGGCUAUUGAAAAAUAUCCCAUGCCCUUCUCUCUUCCUGCCCCCGAACUCCUGUUUUUCCAUUUCGUCCCCCCUCCCCGCAUUUCCUAUACAUUUAUUGCAUUCCACCUUUUUUUCUGAGUAGCUCACGGUGGCACCUGUGGUUUUCCCCCUCCCUCCUCGUUUAGUGCCCCCCAACAAUAACCCUGCGAGGCAGGGACCGGCCCCCAAGGUCACACACCGAGUCGGGAUUCGAACCCUGGGCUCACAGGGCGAUGCUCUUUGGUCUCUGAAAGGUGUGCCCCGAGUCCUUUGUUUACGACGACCCUGGGAGGUAGGUCCGAUGCUAUCCCAGCCCCGUGCCCUCUGCCCGACCCGAGGUUGCGAGAGGCAGCCUGAAGGCGUCUCGGCGGCUGCCUGCUGAGCGGAGAAGGGGGAGGGAUUUCCCGGGUGCUCCCUGCCCCCACAGCACCCUGCCUGCUCAGCCGAGCCGGAAUUAGGUCAGAGCCACGCUGACGGGCUGCUCUCCCUGAGUCACUAAUCAGCUCUGGCAGACAGCGGUGGCGGGAAGAAGGCGCGCUGUAUCCAGAGAUGGCGUUCUGGGUGCGAGUCACAGGGCGCCCCGGGAGCAGAGCUUGGGUAGGGGUCCUCUGCGGGAGAUGCACCCCUUUUGCAAUCAGGCAAAAAUCCUGAAGCGCAAAUGGGAGGCGAGUUCAGAUUCUGCCUCACUCCUCCUUGGUGUGCCACAGGGGAAGGGUUGUUGGUUCAGUGGGUGUGGCGUGUGCUGUGCAUUCAUAAAGUCGUACAAUUGUCUGGUUUUGGAGGGACCAAGGGGGUCAUCUAGUCCAACCCCAGCAAUACCGGAGUCACAGGUUGCUAAGGCUGAUACACCCACCUGCGGGUUCCCUGUGUUUUUCUUGGUCCUUCUGGGCUGAUGGGAUGAGCAUUUCCAGCUAAAUCCUUUUUCCCAGCAAGCCUUGGAUGCCGUUGCAAAAUCUGCAUGUAUUGCAUGAUAGUGUUUUAUUCUGCAUUGUCUGGGUUUUUUUUUUAAAAAAACCACUAUGUUUUUACACUGCAUUUUGUAAAAUUAUCAUUAGCCAUACUGGGAGUGUGAAGCAUGAGAAAUAAAGAAGUCGGUAGUGGGCAGGUUUCGGCCCUCUGGGUGUUGCAGAACUACAAAUCCCAUCAUCCAUUGGCCAUGGGGGUCGAUGGGAGUUGUAGUUCCCAAGAGGCCUGGACACACACAUGAUAGCAGGGUGGAUUUGAUUUAAAUCAAAUCCCGAUUUAAAUCACUGGUCAGUAAGACUUGAUUUAAAUCUCUUUUUUUACAGAAGGACUCAUUCUUGCUGGUAUAAUCUUAAUAUUUACAGCCAGAUGAAGGUUUCAUUUCUGGAAUAAUAAUUUUUCAGAAUAGCUUUUACAGUUACAUCAAAAAUUACUGAUUUGGUUAUACUAUUAGAAAUACACAGAUAAUUAUGAAAUUAGUGUGAGGCUUAAUAGCUGUUUAUAUUUGGACAACUUUCCUGCUGUACUUUAUUGGAAGAAGAAAAAUAAUCAUUUCCUUGGUAACAAUUUAAACCAUUUAUUUAACUAAAACAAUAACAUUAUAGCAUAUGUAACUUAAACAGAAAACUAUAUUUAGAAAGAUUUUUCCUCCAAAAGCAUUUUAUUUUAAAAAUCCAAUUUAUUAUUUUUUUUAAAAAUGCGAUUUAAAUUUUAAAAAUCAUAUAUAUAUAUAUAUAUAUAUAUAUAUAUAAUCAUUAAUUUUUAUCCACCCUGCAUGAUGGGAGUUGUAGUCCAAAACGACACCAGCUUGGGGGAAGCCAGGGUCCUCUGUGUCGUGCAGCAGCUGAGGCCGCCCUAACAUUAUUGCGCAAGGCGCUGUACUUGGGGGCUUCCCUUUCUCUCGAUCCACAGCUGUAGUUAGCGCAGAAUGCUGCAGCCUGAUUGCUGACAGGAUAGACGCCUUGCCAGCCUAUCUCACCUGUGCUCAGAUACCUGCCCUGGAUUUCAGCUUGUUACCGGGCAAGGUUCAGGGUGCUGCUAUCAGUAUAUAAAGCCCUGAACAAUUUGGGACCAGUUUACCCGCAAGAUUGCCUCACCCCACAUGAACUGACUUUGAUUGCUGGAACUGGCAGGCGCCGAAUAAGUCCCAUUCGAUAUUUGUAAGAGCUCAAUAUUUGACUGUGGCGGCACUUAGACUGUGGAACUCCCUGCCUGUUGAUAUUAAGUGAGCACCUUCACUGUGGAUUCUUCUGCGCCUGAUAAAAACAUUGAGUGGUUUAGAAAGCUGGUUCAAGCCUUAAUUGUAAUUUUAACUUUCCGACGCCUGAAAUUACCUUUCCUAAUUUUACUUAGUACAGUGGAUGCUCAGGUUGUGAACGUGAUCCGUGAGGGAGGCACGUUCGCAACCUGGAGCAUUUGUAACCCACAGCAGCGCAUCUGCACACGUGCGGGUUGCGAUUUGGUGCUUCUGCGCAUGCGCAAAGCGCGAUUUAGCGCUUCUGCGCGUGUGCGACCGCCGAAACCGAGAAGUAACCCAUUCCGGUACUUCCGGGUUUCAGCGCAUCCGUAACUCGAAAAAACGCAAUCUGAAGCGUCUGUAACCCGAGGUAUGACUGUAGUUUUCUUAUGGUUCUAUCCUUUUUGUCAACCUCUUUUGAAGGUUUUAUUUUUGCAUUUGAGCGGCAUAUGAAUUUGACGAAACAAGCAAAUAGGUUGCUGCUACAAUGUGGGGCUGGUUUGCAUACUGAGCCUAGCCCCAAAUUGGUGACCUGUUUGUGCCGCUAAGCUGAACUAGGCGUAGCUUUUGAACCCAGUGUUGGCACCAACUAAUCCAGAAUGCGGCAGCUAGACUGGUGACUGGGGGCGGCCGUUGAGACCACAUAACACCGGUCUUGAAAGACCUACAUUGGCUCCCAGUACAUUUCCGAGCACAAUUCAAAGUGUUGGUGCUGACCUUGAAAGCCCUAAACGGCCUCGGUCCAGUAGACCUGAAGGAGCGUCUCCACCCCCAUCGUUCUGCCCGGACACUGAGGUCCAUCUCCAAGGGCCUUCUGGUGGUUCCCUCGCUGCGAGAAGCCAAGUUACAGGGAACCAGGCAGAGGGCCUUCUCAGUGGUGCGCCCGCCCUGUGGAACGCCCUCCCACCAGAUGUCAAGGAAAUAAACAACUACCUGACAUUCAGAAGACAUCUGAAGGCAGCCCUGUUUGGGGAAGUUUUAAUGUGUGACAUCUUAAUGUAUUUUUGGUCUUUGUGGAAGCUGCCCAGAGUGGCUGGGGAAACCCAGCCAGAUGGGCGGGGUACAAGUAAUAAAUUAUUAUUAUAAUGGGCCUUUCAGGGGAGUAAAUCGCCGCGUUUAUCGAAGAGUCACAAAUCUGUCCCUUUCGUCCUCAAGCCCCUUCUCCUGGCUGCCAUCUACAUUGCAAGGCCUACCUUGCAGGACCGUCGUAGGGUUUUCUCAAUCAUUAUCCCUUUAAGAAGAAGUGCUCUGAGCACUUGAAAUUUGCUACUUGAAAUUGGCAGCUCGGCGCCUUCUCUGACAAGGGAUGUCCCAGGGAAACAGACAAGCUGGUGACAUGUGGUUAUCUUUUCCUAAGGUAUCCUGCCCCUAACCUGGGAAGCUCCACUUUUAGCCUUUAUGAGUAGGCUUCUCCACUUGAGUGGAGCUGGGGUGGUGGUCAAGAUCCAGUGCAGGGAGAGCAGGGGAGGCCCGCCCUGUGGAAUGCCCUCCCGGCAAGAGUCAAAGAGUUAAACAACUGUAAAAAUUUUCAUAGGCAUCUGAACGCAGCCCCUCCUUUGGGAAGCUUUUAAAUGUUUGGGUUUUCCUUCCUUUUUAAAUUGCAUUUUUGUUGGAAGCCACCCAGAGUUGCUGGGGCAACCCAGUCAGACAGGCAAAGUAUAAUAAAUUAUUAUUAUUAUUAUUAUUAUUAUUAUUAAUAAUUUAUUUAUACCCCGUCCAUCUGGCUGGGCUUCCCUAGUCACUCUGGAUAGCUUUCAACAAAAUAUUAAAAUACAGUUAUGCAUCAAACAUUAAAAGCUUCCCUAAACAGGGCUGCCUUCAGAUGUCUUCUAAAAGUCUGGUAGUUGUUCUCUUUGACAUCUGGUGGGAGGGUGUUCCACAGGGCAGGUGCCACUACCGAGAAGGCCCUCUGCCUGAUUCCUUGUAACUUGGCUUCUCGCAGUGAGGGAACCACCAGAAGGCCCUUGGCGCUGGACCUCAGUGUACAGGUAGAACGAUGGGGGUGGAGACGCUCCUUCAGGUAUCCUGGACCAAGGCCGUUUAGGGCUUUCAAGGUCAGCACCAACACUUUGAAUUGUGCUUGGAAACGUACUGGGAGCCAAUGUAGGUCUUUCAAGACCGGUGUUAUGUGGUCUCGGCGGCCGCUCCCAGUCCCCACUCUGGCUGCCGCAUUCUGGAUUAGUUGUAGUUUCUGGGUCACCUUCAAAGGUAGCCCCACAUAGAGCACAUGCAUUGCAGUAGUCCAAGCGAGAGAUAACCAGAGCAUUCAAAGGUAGCCCCACAUAGAGCACAUGCAUUGCAGUAGUCCAAGCGAGAGAUAACCAGAGCAUUCACCACUCUGGCGAGGCAGUCCAGAUAUUAUUAUUAUUAGUAGUAGUAGUAGUAGUACUGGGAUUGAUGCCUUUCCCAGGCUCCCCCUUUGCUGAGCAUACCUCGCUUUCCCUCUUGCCCCGCAGGUGCAACACCCAGGACUACAUCUGGCACAAAGGCAUCCGCUGCGAGUCCAUCAUCACCGACUUCCAGGUGAUGUGCAUCGCCGUGGGCUCGGCCGCCCUGGUGGUCCUCCUCCUCUUCAUGAUGACCGUCUUCUUCGCCAAGAAACUCUACCUGCUCAAAACCGAAAACAGCAAAUUGCGCAAGACCAAGUGAGUGGCAGCGGGGCUGGGCUGGGCAGGUUUUUUGGUGGGUGGGUGUCAAUGUCAUGGGCGGGUUGGACGCAGAGGAAUAGGGGGAGGAACCAGCUGGGGAAGCCCCCAGGGGAAGAAGGCGCAGAGCCCUGGGAAGGGUGAUGGAAGAGGGAGAGGAGGUGUCAGAAUCUGAAAAGGCGACAGGGUUUAGUGAGCGGGGAGAGUCUGUGGCAGAGAGUAGUCCAGAAUUGGAGGCUGAGGCAGGAGAGGAGGGGGGCCAAGAGGCAGAGAUGGGUCUGGCUGGUGAAGAAGCUACUCCUGCUGCUGUGACAAGCUCUCCUCCUGCCUUGUCUCCCAGAACCAAGAGAGGCAUGAACAGGGCGGAGGAGAGUUUGGCCUCAUGCAGGCGCAGUCUCAGAUCGCGUGGGAAAUCCCCGGAGAGGAGGUCGGGACGCGGCAACUGAUUUUCACGGAGGAAGGCUCCUGGGAAUGAGCUGCUUUGCUCAGCCGCACACUCAGCCAAGUUGGGUUUUUGCUAGUGAAGAGCUAACUCCAUCUUUAAAUGGUGCGAUCGCUGACUGGCGAGGAAGAGUAGGGAGAGGGACGUUCCUGGAAAAGGUUUCAUCUUCAUCCUUUUAUUGCGGAGGUCCCGGGUGUGUGUGUCUUUUGGCUUUUUUGUCCUGAGGGCCACACUCAUCUCUGGACCACAUCGCAAGGGCCGCAUGGUAGCAGUGGGCGGGGCCUGGGGCAAAAGUGGGCGGAGCAACACAUGUUUAUCAUCAUGGAGGAGAGGGCUAUUGAGGGCUCCUAGCUAGGAUAGCUAUGCUCUGCAUCUGUGGUUAGAGACAGCAAUUUAAAGCCCUAAACAGCCUCGGUCCUGUAUACCUGAAGGAGCGUCUCCACCCCCAUCGUUCUGCCCGGACACUGAGAUCCAGCUCCGAGGGCCUUCUGGCUGUUCCUUCCCUGCGAGAAGUGAGGUUACGGGGAACCAGGCAGAGGGCCUUCUCGGUAGUGGCACCCACCCUCUGGAAUGCCCUCCCUUCAGAUGUGAAGGAAAUAAGCAGCUAUCUUAUAUUUAAAAGACAUCUGAAGGCAGCCCUGUUUAGGGAAGUUUUUAAUAUUUAAUGCUGUAUUGUUUUUAACACUCAAUUGGAAGCUGCCCAGAGUGGCUGGGGAGACUCAGCCAGAUGGGUGGGGUAUAAAUAAUAAAUUAUUAUUAUUAUUAUUAUUAUUAUUAUCUGGAUUCCAGUUGCUCUUGUGCUCGGAUCCCGCUUGCAUGUUUCCCAUCUGGUUGGCCACUGUGAGGACAGAAUGUUGGACUGGGUGCGCCCCCUUUGGCCUCAUCUGGCAGGCUUUCCUUAUUACGAUCCUGCCAUCAACGACAGUCUUUGUGGGAUCCCUGCUCCCGUCCCCAUCCUGUGAUUUACGGGGCGGGAGUUUUCCGGCUGGGAGAAACGCCAAGUGUUGUGUGUGCCCGGGAUGGAGCGCCUGUCAGUUCGCCUCUUCCUCAGGGCUGUAAAUUUCCCGGGUGACAUCAGAGAAAGAGGUGAAACAGAGUGGAAGGGGCGGGGGAGCCCAUUCUGAAAAAUGCACACAGCGGCAUUUUUCAGAACUGCCCCCCCCAUAUAUAUAAAAAAAGAAUUUAUCAGAAUAGCAGUUUGCAUGACCCACUAAGGAAGACAAGACGACAAUAAAAUUCGAAACAGCAGCCAUUAAUUGCGCAUUCGCUGAAAACCCAAUUAAAACUAUUUCGUUUAAUUACUCCGCCAAGCCUGGUGAACUUGAUCUUUGAUGCCAGCUUCUCAAAGUCCUCUAGCAAGAGUCCUAGGUGCCACAUUUAGUAACUUCUUCACUGCUCAGUAAAUUCCCAGCGUGACGGAUGGGCUUGAUGCAGCGAGUCCAGUUUCCCAAUGUCUUGUUUAUUAUUAUUAUUAUUUCUUGGAUUUAUAUACCGCCCUAUACCCAGAGGUCUCAAGGCGGUUCCCAUAAAAGGAUCACAGUAUAUAAAAUUAAAAUAAAAGCAAUAACCCAAUUAUAAAGUAAAGGUAAAGGGACCCCUGACCAUUAGAUCCAGUCGUGACCGACUCUGGGGUUGCGACGCUCAUCUCGCUUUAUUGGCCGAGGGAGCCAGUGUACAGUUUCCGGGUCAUGUGGCCAGCAUGACUAAGCCACUUCUGGCGAACCAGAGCAGCGCAUGGAAACGCCGUUUACCUUCCCGCUGGAGCUGUACCUAUUUAUCUACUUGCACUUUGACGUGCUUUCGAACUGCUAGGUUGGCAGGAGUAGGGACCGAACAACGGGAGCUCACCCUGUCGCGGGGAUUCGAACCACCGACCUUCUGAUCGGCAAGUCCUAGACUCUGGUUUAACCCACAGCGCCACCUGCAUCCCUAUAAUCCAUUUAUACCCCCCCAAAAGAGCCACAUUUUAAAAGGGUAUGGGAUGUUGAUCAGGUCAACCAAAGGCCUGGUUAAAAAGGAAUGUUUUUGCCUGGCACCUAAAGGUGUAUAAUGAAGGCGUCAGUCAAACUUCCCUGGGGAGAGCACCCCACAGACGGGGAGCCACUGCAGAGAAGUUAACAAGAGUCUUCAAUCCCCACUUCCAGCACCCACCUCUUGCCCCCUUGCCUCUUAGGGAAUCCGCCAGGGAAUCCCAUUGCCCUUCAGGGGAUGGUACUUCGCUGGGCUACCCACUUCAUACAGUUGUGGGGCAGAAUCCCUUCUGGGCUGGACUGCUUUUGCCUGCAGGUGAGGGAACUGUCAGAACAUAAACAUACAAGCUGGCGCCGCAGGUGGGAGAGACACCUGUGACUCUUUGCCAACCAGGCUCAUCUCUGUCUCUUGGCCUCCCUCCUUUCUUGCUUCUGCCUCUGAGUCUGGACUCUUCUCUGCCACUGACUCUCCCCGCUCACUAAGCCCUGUCGCCUCUUCAGAUUCCAACACCUCCUCUUCCCAGUCCUCCCCUUGUGCCCACUCAUCGUUGUCCCACCAGCAAUCCCCUGGCUCUGAGUCUUCUUCCCAUGGGGGUUCUCCAGUUGGUGCCUCCCCUCCCUCCUCUGCGUCCAACCAGUCCCAAACCCAAGCGCCCCCUCCCCUCCUGUGGUUUCCAGCAACUCGAAUUCAGAAGCAUUUCUGCCUCCGAACGUGGAAGCAGAGCCCAGCCUCCAUCGCCAAUAGCCUUUUCCUCCACCGCGAAUUUGCCCAAUCCUCUUUUUAAGCCAUCUAGGUUAGGUGGCCAUCCCUGCCUCCUGUGGCAGUGAGUUCCAUAGGUUAACCGUGGGCUUGCAUGCAGCAGAACUUCCUUCCAUCCACCCUGAAAUUAUUAUUAUUAUUAUUAUUAUUAUUAUUAUUAUUACUAUUAAUUUAUUUAUACCCCGCCCUUCCUGGUUCAAAAAACCGGGCUCAGGGCGGCUAACAACCAAUUUAAAACACUUAAUUGAUGCAACAAAAACAGCAUAAAGUACAGUAUAAAAUGUGAAUAACAACAAAUUCAAAAAUCAAUUUAGGGGGAAAAUCCAUCCAAUAAACAUUAGAUGAUCCCCAGGGCUAGCUGGCUAAAUUAGUCCUAUUUGGGCCAGCGAGGAGACCAGGGGAGAAUUAGCUGUGGGAUCCCAGACCGGGUAAUCUUCAUAAAAUGGGGGAGGAGGAGGGAGGGAAGGAAGGAAGGGGAAUAAAAGAUCAGGCUAAGUUCAAAUUCAAAGACAGGCGGAAUAGCUCUGUCUUACAGGCCCUGCGGAAGGAAGUUAAAUCCUGCAGGGCCCUGGUCUCAUGGGACAGAGCAUUCCACCAGGUUGGAGCCACCACUGAGAAGGCCCUGGCCCUGGUGGAGGAUAGUCUGACUUCCUUAGGGCCCGGGACCUCUAAACUAUGAUUAUUCAUGGACCUUAAGGAAAUCUUCCAGCCCUCAGCCUCAUUGGAUGCCCACGAGUUGUAGCCUGUCCCAGGUCUCUGUUCUUCUUCUUCAUGCUCAACGUUGAGCCAAGGAAAGCUGGAAACUCUGUCGCCUGCCGGUCGGUUGGGGCUGCAAGCGCAGGCCUGCUCACCCUGCAUAACCCCACUUAGCAUCUGGAGGAUGGGAAGGAGGGAGAGCUCCUGCGCUGCUUCUCGGCUAAGGUUGCGGCUUUGUAUCCCAGCUCCUGGCUCUCUUCUCUUUCCCCUCCUGGGUCUGAGCAGGCCAGCUCCCUAAUGAGCGGUUAAUUGCUGUUUUGCAAAAGUGCCAUCAGUAAUUACCAAGGAGUGCUUUGCACUGUCUGGCAAGACCUGUGGGGGUGGGGUGGGGGCCAUGGGAGGGGGAGAGCAAAGGUAGUUGCCAGCAGCUUCUGGGCAUUGAAUGCACUUUGAGCUUUUCCCUUACAUCUUCAGUAGAACAACUCCAAAAUACGGGGCUUUUUUGCAUGUCAUGGGCAUCGCCGUUUUUCGCCAAGGCAACGCCAUUUGUGGUUAUUGCCGCUGGGAAUGACCGCAUCCCAGGCACUGGGAAACAAAAGUCUCAUGGUGGUAUCCUGUUGGGAAGGUGCAAAAUGAUAGAGUGGGUUUGCAUCAAACAAAAAACUAGGCCCCCCCCUCUCUCCCCCUCUCUGAGAAUCCCAGCUGACCUCUCACUUCUGGCUGCGAUGAGCCAUUUUUCAAAGCUCCCUGUCGUGGCAGAAUCUAAUAAUCGCCACCCAAGCUGCAGGCACCCAAGUCUUUCAGACCCAAUGCGCUUUCUGUAGCAGUGGCUAUGCAGAUGCCUCCCUCUUGAGGGAGGCUGGCCCCUCCGCUUUGUGCUCAGCGCCUGGCAACAGAGAUAGACUCUUCUUGGAUAUGGAGGUUCCGCUUAGCUACUUAGCACAAAGGCCGUUUGCAUGCCGUGAUUUUGUCGGAGGACCAAAAACCCAUGGUGCAAUGUCUUCCGUGCAAAAAUGCAACAUUUUGAGAUCGCCUCUGCGUGAAUCUUGCUUUAGAAGCCGGUUUCUAGCCCUUGUGGACCCAAUUCAAUGGACUUGGACUACUGCAAUGCGCUCUACGUGGGACUACCUUUGAAGGUGACCCAGAAACUGCAAUUAAUCCAGAAUGCAGCAGCUAGACUGGGGACUGGGAGUGGCCGCUGAGACCACAUAACACCAGUCUUGAAAGACCUACAUUGGCUCCCAGUAUGUUUCUGAGCACAAUUCAAAGUGUUGGUUCUGACCUUUAAAGCCCUAAACGGCCCAGUAUACCUGAAGGAGCGUCUCCACCCCCAUCGUUCAGCCUGGACACUGAGAUCCAGCGCCAAGGGCCUUCUGGCGGUUCCCUCAUUCGAGAAGUGAGGUUACAGGGAACCAGGCAGAGGGCCUUCUCGGUAGUGGCGCCCGCCCUGUGGAACGCCCUCCCUUCAGAUGUGAAGGAAAUAAGCAGCUAUCUUUUCUUUAAAAGACAUCUGAAGGCAACCCUGUUUGGGGAAGUUUAUAGAAUCUUUAUAGAAUUCCUUCAAAUCAUAAAAUGUUCAAAAUGAAACCUUUAGUCUCAAAGUCUCUGUACUUUGUACGGUGGAAGACAAGCUUUGUGUAUUCAACAAUGAAUGAAUGAAUUACUUCGAAUGACUGUAUAUAAAUGAAAAUAUCAAAUGCUGUGGAACAGUGUUCAUGUAAUAAUGUAGUUGCAGCAUUUGAUAUUUUCAUUUACAUACAUUCAUUUGAGAUAAGGUGGGUUUAUGAAGCAAUUCUAUAUCCACCCACCACGCUGAUGAAGAAUUCUACGAAACAGUAGUCAAUAUCCGGAAUCACUGUUCAGUGUUAGACAUCGUUGUUGAAUGCACAACGCUUCACAGCUUGUCUUCCACUGUACAAAGUCUGGCACCUCGCUUCAUUUAAAGAUUUCCAGAGACUUUGAGACUAAAGAUUUCAUUCUGAACUUUUUGUGAUUUGAAGGAAUUCUAUAAAGAUUGUUUAUUAUGUAUGUUUGCGGUCAUCGUGUUGCCUAGACAUUGCUCUGGAACGGUACGCCCCUUCAUAGCUGUCAACGUUUCCCUUUUUUUUAAGGGAAAUUCCCUUAUUCCGAAUAGGAUUCCUCGCGAGAAAAGGGGAAAGUUGACAGCUAUUCGCCCCUUCUCUCUAGGGCCUUGACAUCCACGCUGGGUUUCUGUGUUGUGUGAUUCAGCUGGGUCCCGUCCAGGCAGGGCGGGGGUCUUCAGUGCUUAAUAUGUGCAGAGAUGGGUCCCUGGCUUCUUAGCAACAACACAUUGGUUGGGGGGGGGGGAGGAAGGACGGAGCCUGGGAACUGCCCCCACCCCUCUUCCCGAGCGCCCCUUUCUGCCAGAGGUCAUGGGAGCGCCUUGCAUUCCUAUGCGCUGCUUUUUCUUUUGCAAAUGAGCUUGGUUUCCUCCCCCCCUUAAAAAAAACAACAAAACCGCCUGAGUGCGCAGCCACAAUGCCCCCCCUUUCUUCCCUCCAGCUCCCUUAAAGAGCUUUGUGGGGGGGCGCUGAGCAGCUGGGGCUCUGCGUGGGGGCUCUUAGCUUGGCAACAGCAGAUGGCCGUAUUGUCCGUCGGGUGGGGAGGUAUGGCUUUGUAUGGUGGUGGUGGUGGGGGUAUUCGAAGGGAAAGAUUCCCUCCAUCGGCAUCUUGGGGGGGGGGCAGAGGUCAUCUGAGAGCGGGGGGGGGCAGCGUUGGUGAGAAGCAACUCAAUUCCCUUUGGGGAGAUACGCAGCGUGGCGCAAAAACGUGGCGGAUCGCGCCUUCCUGGCACCAAGCGCACUGUGCCCCCCCUUGCGAAUGAAGCCAUGGAAUCGUAAAACGGUCGAAUUGCAAAGGGACCCUGGGGGGCAUCUAGUCCAACCCCCCCGAAAUGCAGGAACAGCAGCACUUUUGCUCCACCAUUGGAAUGUGGCCCCCAGAAGGUUAUAUGGGAGAGAAUGUGGCCCUUGAGCUUCCCACAGUUGUUAACUGGCAUCUGUUUCUCACUUUCCUGUAUAGCUUAGUUUAGAUAAUUUAUUCCGGUCGGAGACCAGCUUAUAAAACGCACUUGAGGGUACAGUCACAGAAGGAAAACAAACAAUUAAAACCAUGUACAACAAUAAAUUUAAAAUUUAUAAAUGCGAUUAGCGUAUAGACACUUUCAGAUAAACUACCGCAGAGAGAUGACCCAGAGUCACCCAUGGAACCGAGUUUGGGGAUUUUCUUAACGAACUCGUUUGGGUCGGGGGAUGGUCUGCGCGUACAGAUCUGUACACAGAAUCUGGCGACCAUCUGGGUCUUACGAUCUUCGCAUAACAGGAAAAGGUCAAACUUUUCCCCUGUAUAUUUUCUACUGCACAACUUUAUGUCUUUUUGUUGCAAUUUUUAAAAUUGUUUUUUAAUUGUUUUGAUUUGUUUUAAUUGUUGCUGUGAUUUUUUAAAAACGAAUUGGCAAUCGAUCAAUUCAUUAUCGAAGAGGGUUUUCUGCCCCCCCCCCCGUGUUAUUGUCAUAAGAAAUGAUGAGCAAUAUGUCAUAAUUAAUAUUAUUCCAGCUCCACAAUAAGAAAAAUAAAAAGAUGGAUGGUCACAGGGAUGCCACAACAUUGUCGGUCCCUUCUGACUGUAGAUUCUGCGAAUGUUAAUCGUUUUAAGCAAAAAUGAGGCAAAAAUCAGUUUUAAGCAAAAAUCAGUCAGGAGGUUUAGGCAGGAAACUUUCCUCCUGGGAAGUUCUCCUCCGCAAGUGCAAAUUUGGCCGGAGAUUGCUGCGUGAAAGGCACCCUGCAACUGCUCAGAGGCAACCUCUUCCCAGCGCUUCACCUGUUCUGGUGCUCUGCAAAGUGAGUGUGGGUGACCUCUGGUUUUUCCCAUGGAAAAAGUUGUGGAACGAACGGCUAGAUUGCUUCAUUUUAGGAGAAGGCUUUUUUUGGGGGGGGUAGGGGAGUACAGCUGGGUGUGCAGAAGAGAAAGUGGUUGCAGGAGCUGCCCUCUGUUUGUGCAACUCUAUGCCGUUCACUUCCACAUAUAAUAAUUAUAAUAAUAAUUUAGUAUUUAUACACCGCCCAUCUGGCUGGGUUUCCCCAGCCACUCUGGAUGGCUUCCAACCGAAUAUUAAAAACAAUACAGCAUCAGACAUUAAAAACUUUCCUAAACAGGGACACCUUCAGUUGUCUUUUAAAAGUAAAAUAGCUGUUUAUUGCCUUGACAUCUGCUGGGAGGGCGUUCCACAGGGCAGGCGCCACCACCAAGAAGGCCCUCUGCCUGGUUUCCUGUAAUCUCACUUCUUGCAGUGAGGGAACUGCCAGAAGGCCCUUGGAGCUGGACCUCAGUGUCCGGGCAGAACAAUGGGGGUGGAGACGCUCCUUCAGGUCUACUGGGCCGAGGCCGUUUAGGGCUUUAAAGGUCAGCACCAACACUUCGAAUUGUGCUUGGAAACGUACUGGGAGCCGUAAUCGUGUUUGAACAGUGUAGCAGGCACUCAAAGUUCCCUGGACAUAUUGCUAUGGUUUGUUGCCAGCUCAACAAUCGAGUUGUGUCCUGCCUUUGUUGAGAGUCCUACAUCGCGGGGAUGGGGGGGGGUUGGCCUGGAUGACCUUUGGGUUCCCUUCCAAGUCUGCAAUGACUCUUUCUGACCUCCGGAUUCUCUCCUUUCUUUCCUCUCUCUGCUUCUUGUUUGUUUCCCCUCUUCUUCUCCUCCCCGCCGCCGGCAGAUACCGAACCCCCUCUGAGCUCCACAACGACAACUUCUCGCUGUCCACAAUUGCGGAGGGCUCGCACCCAAAUGUAAGGAAAUUUUGUGACACCCCCUCCAACCUCUCCCCUCAUGCUCGUGCAUUGGCUUACUAUGAUAACAUUAUCUGUCAGGUAACUUGUCUUCUUCACGUCUCCCCCCCUUGCUGCAUGCCUCCUGCCCCCCACCCUCGUCUCCCGCCCCACUGCCUGCCCCAGAGCACGCUCAGACCAACACCAGCGAGAGAAAUUGCCGGUGCCUGCAAUGGGGGAAUAGUCGGGGGGGGGGUCUGGCUGCCCCCAACCAGAGAUAACUCCAAAACAGCCCUGCUGGCUUUGACCAGAGGCCCACCUAUCCUGGCACCCUGUUUUCCCAGGGUCCAAAUGCCCCACAGAACCUAAGAAUUGAGAUAGACUGCCCCUGGAGCUGCAAGUUCCAUACGGAUGUCAGAAGAGCUAGUGGCUCAGUACAGGUGAAACUCGAAAAAUUAGAAUAUCGUGGAAAAGUUCCUUGAUUUCCGUAAUUCAACUUAAAAGGUGAAACUAAUAUAUGAGAUCGACUCAUGACAUGCAAAGCGAGAUCUGCUUCUACUUCUCAGAGGUCCAAAUCUCGCUCGAUUUGCAAUCCUUGUUUUGCUGAUUUCCUUGAAUAUUCUAAUUUCUGAGAUGGUUAAUUUGGGGUUUUCAUAAACUGUGCGUUAUUGCAACGGUAACAAAUCAAGGCUUGGCAUAUCUCGCUUUGCAUGUCACGAGUCUAUCUCAUAUAUCAGUUUCACCUUUCAAGUUGAAUUGUGGAAAUCAAGGAACUUUUCCAUGAUAUUCAAAUUUUUCGAGUUUCACCUGUAGGUUCCUCCAGGAAACACCCUGGCAGGAACCCCGUAAGUUCCUAAGAAGUGGCCAGUUAUCCCAGUGGCACGGUGGGAACCCCACAAGGCAGGGACCUGAGUUCGAUACUUGCACACUCCUCCCUUGUGAAUCCAGACAGCUGGAUGUGUUUGAAAGCAUCCUUUUUCUGUGGAUUUAUCUAGUCCCCGUUGGUGGGUGUCACUGUCUCCUGCGGAAGGGAGUUCCCUAGUUUCAUGGCACACUGCGUGUGAAAAUUCUGCCCUUUCCAACACUCAGCUUCCUUGAAUGCCCACAUUCUUCCAUUAUGAGAGAGGGACGGGAAAAAAUUAUUCCUCCUCUAUGCACACUGUAUAAAUUUCUGCCACAUCCUCCGUUAUACUUGCCUUUCCCCUUCCAAGCUGAAAAUGCAACCUUUCCCCUCAUAGGGAGUUGCUGCAACCCAACUGAUCAUUUUCUGCAUAAUAUAUCCUUUUAAAGGGACGCAGGUGGCGCUGUGGGUUAAACCAAUGAGCCUAGGACUUGCCGAUCAGAAGGUUGGCGGUUCAAAUCCCCAUGACGGGGUGAGCUCCCGUUGCUCGGUCCCUGCUCCUGCCCACCUAGCAGUUUGAAAGCACAUCAAAGUGCAAGUAGAUAAAUAGGUACCGCUCUGGCGGGAAGGUAAACGGCGUUUCCGUGCGCUGCUCUGGUUCGCCAGAAGCGGCUUCGUCAUGCUGGCCACAUGACCCGGAAGCUGUAAGCCGGCUCCCUCGGCCAAUAAAGCAAGAUGAGCGCCACAACCCCAGAGUCGGUCACGACUGGACCUAAUAAUGGUCAGGGGACCCUUUACGUUUGUAUCCUUUUAAAAGGGCAGCUCUCUGCUGCCCGAUCCAUGCAGAAGUUGUGCCACUGUUCGCCCACGUGGCUGCGUUUCUCUGCACCCGCUCUGUUCAUCCGGUGCACUGAGCCUGCCCGCCUGCUUGCCUAACCCUCUUUUCCAGGGCCUUUGGGAAAGUCCACCACAUUUGCAUAAAAUGUACUUUUAUCCAGAUUUUAAAAAAAACAACAAUACAAAUUAAUGCUGCAAUCCUAUAUGCCUUUACCUGAAAGUCAGCCAGUCAGAAAAAUGACCACCAAACAUGCCCCGCUGGAUGUCCAGUAGCUUUGGGGCAGCCGCGUAGAAUUGAAAUAUCGUAAGGGACCCCCAGCGGUCAUCUAGUCCAGCCCCGCUGCAGAGGAGGAAUCGUGGCCAAAUAUUUCGAGAAGCAGGAAACGAGGACGGUCUUGCGCCUUUAAACAAAGCAACUGUUUGGCCUGGCGAUGCGCAUGAUUAGCGAUUGGGGGUGGGGGCGGUGUUGCCGAAUGUGGCCCCCAAGAUCUCUCGAUCCGGCCCUUGGGACUGUCAAGCCUGCAUCCUGCUGUUGCUUGCCUGAGCGAUGCUUCCCCGAUGAAUGUGCUCCCUGCCCCUCCUUCCCUUCCAUGUUUCCGCAACCCCCCCCGCCUCCCUUGUGUCCAUCCUCACGGGGGCUUGGACCCUGCUUGUCUGCGUGCCGACAACCACAUGCCCACACCCACGUCUGGCCACGGGGGUCUUGGGGUGGGGGCACGAGGCUGCUGUGCGCUUGCUGCUUCCUCUCUCCAGUGCUGCCUGUGGGAGGGGGAAGUGGGGGGCAGUUGGGGGGAGGAGAUGGGGAUGCAACAGAGCAUGUGCAGAGAGCAUCAGGGACACUCUGGAGGUGUCAACAGACAGACCUCCUCAGCUGGGGGUUUCAGGGUAUUUAUUUCAUUAUUUUUGUGUGUUUAUUGUAGGCAUUUAAUAUUCCGUCCUUCAUUAAAAAGCACACACACACACAUAAAUCUCUGAGGACUUUUCAAUCCAGAUAGAUAGAUAGAUAGAUAGAUGAUAGACAGAGAUAGAUAGAUACUGUUUUUAACACUUGAUUGGGAACCGCCCAGAGUGGUUGGGGAAACUCAGCCAGAUGGGUGGGGUAUAAAUAAUAAAUUAUUAUUAUUAUUAUUAUUAUUAUUAUUAUUAUUAUUAUAGAUAGAUGAUAUAUAGACAGAAAGACAGACAUACUGUAAAUAGAUAGAUAGAUGAUAGAUAUAGAUAGAUAGACAGAGAUAGAUAGAUAGAUAGAUAGAUAGAUAGACAGAGAGAGAGAGAAAUUAAUGCCACAAUCCUAUGUACAUUUGCCAGGGAGUUGCUGCUGGCUCAUGUAGCAGGCGGUCCCAAUCCACGAACCACCAGCUUUCUUAUAUAUAUAUUGGGUUUUUAAAUUGUAUUUCGGUUUGAAUCCUGUGGUAUUCAAACUGCGCUACAAUAAAAACGCAGCAUAUACGAAAUAUUGUCGGCAUGGACUUUCACGUGCAGUGCGCCGUUAAACUAGGGAACUCCCUUCCGCAGGAGGCAGCAACGCCCGCCAACCUGAACAGAGCGCUUCUGCGCAUGCAGCAAAACACAGAAGUAUGCACUUCCGGGUUUGUCGCGUCCGUAACCCGGAAGUUACGUUCCGAGAGUCCACUGUAUUAAUAUAUAUGCUGCUUAUCUGCCAAUAUGGCUCCCAAAGGAAUUUUACAACUAUGAAAUCCGUCACAAAAUCCAAACAGAAUUAAAACGUCCAGGAACAAUGCCGUUGGAGAAUUAAAGCAUCCUUAUUUAAAAUGCGGGACGCGGGUGGCGCUGUGGGUUAAACCACUGAGCCUCUUGGACUUGCCGAUCAGAAGGUCGGAGGUUCGAAUCCCUGCGACGGGGUAAGCUCCCGUUGCUCGAUCCCUGCUCCUGCCAACCUAGCAGUUGCACAUCAAAGUGCAAGUAGAUAAAUAGGUACCACUCCGGUAGGAAGGUAAACGGUGUUUCCAUGCGCUGCUCUGGUUUGCCAGAAGCGGCUUAGUCAUGCUGGCCACAUGACUCGGAAGCUGUACGCCAGCUUCCUCGGCCAAUAAAGCGAGAUGAGCGCCACAACCCCAGAGUCGGCCACGACUGGACCUAAUGGUCAGGGGUCCCUUUACCUUUACCUUUAUUUAAAAUGCACAGUAACCCAGUUUAAAAAAAUAAAAUGUAUUUGAGACCAGCAUCCUGGUACUCUAAACUCUCCUGGAGUUAAGUGCCAAAAUCCCAGCGCUGUCCUCAGAAGCGUGGUUGAGACCAUGAUGCUAUGUCUGCUUUUUACUACAUUUCUAUUGUCGCCCCACGUAACCGGAGUCCUCUGACUGGAUUGGGGAAGAGGAAACCCAGCAACCUUAAACCGCAAGGGAAAACCGUUGCAAAUUAAUGAAAGAACUUGAAGCUUAAAACCUAGGGCUUAAAAAUUGAUUUAAAACUGGGAGGAGCGGCAGUUGAAUUGGUUAAAAAGGCACGGACUGGCAGAAAGAUAUUUGCUAAGCACUUUCCAGAUUAUGGAAUCUGUGUGGAAAUCUGUUCCGUAGCCAGGAGCACAGAGAAUCAGGCCAUUGGUCCAGCUAGCUACUUCCCACACUGACUGGCAGCUGUCGUCCAUCAACUCAGAAGGGCAGCUUUCCCAGCCCUAACUGGAGGUGCCUUUUGGGACUAAACCUGGGAUUCAAAGGAGGUGCUCUCCCAGUGAGCUAGGGUGAGGCGUUCCCAAAGUAAAGGAAGGAUUGAACUCUGAUUAAUAAGAAUAUACACAGAGGCUUGAACCAGCAAGACCCUGGGAAGGGUCCAUGUAAUAAUCUCUCCCUCCACCCCCGGCUCAGGUCGUUUUAUUCACAAAAGAGCUUUUUACAGAGUGUUCGUAAGAACCAAUCAGAUUUCUUCUAAGCAUUUCAACAAACCCCACAUGGGGACAAAGUUAAACUACCAAAACUAAUUAAGCAUGGGGUAAAUAAAACAGAACUACAAAGGAGUGCAUUUGGCAACCCCGGGAAGUGAUAAACAAGCAAUAUACAUGAUAAGGAUGGCCAGGAGGACAGCGAUCAUUAUCACCUUCAGGUGAGAUCUGUUUCCUGGCCCUAAGAUUAACAUAUCAGAAAAGCUACAUCAAAGAAACUGCCCACUGUCUUUGAUGACCCAGGAUGCCUGCCUGGCGAAGCAACUGGCAGUGUACAUGACUGGUCAAGCAAGAGAAAUGGAACAGGGAUGCAGAGGUGUGGAUUGAUCAGAAAUCCUAUCAAAAUAGUUUAAACCCAGUCAACGCAAUGCUUUCAUUGCUGACACAGAUGGCUUACUCUAUAUUUGUUAUAAUUCCUCAUAGCAAUCCCACCUGAUCACUACACUAGGGCCCGGCUCCAAAAACAAGAUUCUAGCCCUCAUGGAGGUCUGGUUUGAAUGAGAACCCCAAAAGCUGCCUUAUUACCCAGUCGGGGCAUGGAUCCAUCCAAUUCAUUAUUGUCUGCGCUGAUUGACUCUCCAGGAUCAGGGGCAGGGAUCUUGCCGAAUCCCUGGGGAUUAAGCCCAGGGGGCUGGAAUGGAUGACCUCACGGGUCCCUCCCAGCUCUACAGUUGUACGAUUCAGGAGCUUGUGAUUUUUUACCUCGAAGCAUAGGAUUCAGCCAGCUAGGGGCCCGUCCAUGCUAGGCCUUCCUAGUUGAGAUCUCUGUUGCCAUCACCGCUUCCAGCGCUGACUCCCUUUUCUCUCUCACGCUUCCUUGCUCCCUCCCUUCCCAACCGCCCCCCCCCCCCAAUUUAGGACGACCCCAAUGCCCCCCACAAGCUUCAAGACCCCUUGAAGUCGUGCCUGAAAGACGAGGAGUCCUUCAACAUCCAGAACUCCAUGUCGCCCAAACUGGACAACGGCAAAGGGGAACCGGACGACUCGGAGGUGAAUUGCUUGCAGAACAACCUGACAUGAGAGGCCAGAAGGAGAGAAAGAAAGAGGAGAGAGCGAGAGAGAAAGAGAAAAAGAAAGAAAGAAAGAAAGCGAGAAAGAGAGAAAGAGAGAGAGAGGAAAUGAGGAGGGAGGAGGGAAACGGAAAUAAGGCGGAAUAAAACAUUUAAGAGCACGAGGGUCGCGCCCUCUUUGUACAAAGCUUAUUUCUCGUAAUCGUUCAUUCUCUUUGCUAUCCCUUCCCCAACGACUUCAUAGCAUGCUUUGAUGUGUUUUUGUACAGCGGGAAAAACAAGGGUAAUAAUAAAGAAUACACAAGAAGAUGAAACUCUUCCUCUAUCAAGUGUGUCUCUCCCCCCCCCCCCAUGAAUUGUGUGUGUUGGGUUGUGUGUUCCGUCGCCGUCUGUAUAAUGCCUGGGUUAGCCUCACUCCUGACUCUUUCCCCCCCUUCCCCUCCGUCCUUCCCAAAUCUCCCCCCUCACUGCUGUGAUUUCUAAACCUUUGCUGUGACUCGACUGACUUUUUUUUGUAUUUUACCCAGCCUUUUUUGGAGAAACGAGUUUGAAAAUGUGAAAAAAAUUAAAAGACCU
Molecule: messenger RNA, 26226 nt
Organism: Podarcis lilfordi (Lilford's wall lizard)
Lineage: Eukaryota; Metazoa; Chordata; Lepidosauria; Squamata; Lacertidae
Source: the annotation of a GenBank genome assembly